Molecule: messenger RNA, 1518 nt
Organism: Neltuma alba
Lineage: Eukaryota; Viridiplantae; Streptophyta; Magnoliopsida; Fabales; Fabaceae
Product: lysosomal Pro-X carboxypeptidase-like
Exons: 9
Coding region: 1-1518 (505 amino acids)
Biological process (GO): proteolysis
Molecular function (GO): dipeptidyl-peptidase activity; serine-type exopeptidase activity
Source: RefSeq, a predicted model, not a curated record
AUGAGAUCCCUUGUGUGCUCCUACCAAUGGUUUUCUCUUUCCUUCUUUGUUUUCUCUCUUGGUGUUUCUGCUUUCAACAUUCCAAGGUUGGGGACUGUGCAGAGAACACAUCAACAUGAACCCCGAACCAUUUCUUCCUCAUCAAAUCUACCUGAGGAUCUCAAGACAUUUUAUUACACCCAAAGGCUCGAUCACUUCAACUAUAGGCCGGACAGCUACGCCACUUUUCAUCAAAGGUACUUCGUAAAUUUUAAGUACUGGGGUGGCGCUAAAUCAGGUGCACCGAUUUUUGCAUACCUCGGAGCAGAAGCACCUGUGGAUCCAGAUAUAAAUUUUAUUGGAUUUCUCAGAGAAAACGCCCCUCAUUUCAAUGCUCUCAUUGUUUAUAUUGAGCAUAGGUAUUAUGGGAAAUCAAUACCCUUUGGUUCAUGGAAAGAAGCUAUGAGAAAUGCGAGUACUCGUGGCUAUUUCAACUCAGCCCAAGCUAUAGCAGACUAUGCUUCUGUGCUUUUACACUUGAAGAAAAGCUUGUCUGCUCGAAAUUCUCCCGUCAUCGUUAUUGGAGGCUCCUAUGGUGGAAUGCUUGCAUCAUGGUUCAGGCUAAAGUAUCCUCAUGUUGCUCUUGGGGCUCUGGCUUCAUCAGCACCGAUUCUUUAUUUCAACGGCGUCGCCCCACGAGCAGGAUACUACUAUAUUGUUACCAAGGACUUUCAAGAAACUAGUAUGAGUUGCUACCAAACUAUACGGAGAUCAUGGUCUGAAAUUGACAGGGUAGCAAAGAAGCCUAAUGGCCUUUCAAUUCUCAGCACCAUGUUUAGAACUUGCAAAAAACUGAGGCACAGUUCUGAGCUCAAGGACUACUUAGACUCAGUAUAUGCCGAGGCAGCUCAGUAUGAUCACCCUGCUUCCUAUCCAGUAAAGGCCAUCUGUGGAGCCAUUGAUGCGGCAGCUAAGAAAACCAAUAAUAUUCUUGAUCAAAUAUUUGAAGGUGUUGUCGCCUUUAUGAAAAAUAAAUCAUGCUAUGACUUGAAUAUAUUCAAUUAUCCUAGUCAAACUAAUAUGGGAUGGAGAUGGCAGACUUGUAGCGAAAUGGUUAUGCCAAUCGGACACGAAGAGAGCGAUUCAAUGUUCCCACCAGCACCUUUCAAUAUGAAAACGUUUGUCAAAGAGUGUAGGAGCUUGUAUGGCGUCCUUCCACAGCCUCACUGGGUGACUACUUAUUAUGGGGGUCCUGGUUUGAAACUGAAACUCCGUAGGUUUGCAAGCAACAUCAUCUUCUCCAAUGGUCUUAGAGAUCCCUAUAGUUCUGGCGGGGUGUUGGAGAGUAUAUCAGAUAGUGUCGUUGCUGUAUCAACAGUCAACGGAUCUCAUUGCCUGGACAUUCUUGAAGCAACACCAAAUGAUCCUCAGUGGUUAGUCAUGCAGAGAAAAUCUGAGGUCAAGAUAAUCAAAGGCUGGAUUGCUAAGUACCAAGCUGACCUACGAGCAUUAAAUAACCAAAAUAUUUCAUAUAACUAA